AUGAAAGUUUUUUCCUGCAGCAUGUUUUCUAAAUACGGCCAAUUAAGAUUCCCUUUAGUGGAAGUCUUAGGUUACUUAAAUCUGCAGCUUGCGGUUAGUAUAUGUAGAAGACUCGCCAUCGCCAAAUUCGCCCGAAGUCUGCUGGUCAUAACGAAGACGUUGGCGGUGAACGCUGCCCAGGACGCCACCGAUUUGGUGGCGAAGCUGAAGGCUUACCAGAAUUCCAGCCAGACCAAAAAGGAUCACGUGCAUUUGAAGUACGUCGGGUUGGAUCAAAUCGAAGGUACCGUGAGAGACAAUAGGAAGGCGGGCGGGCUGGAGUCGAGUAUGUCUAAGGUGAAAUGGUUGAAAUUCGCGACGGAGGUGGCGAUAACUAUACUAAGAAUCGACGAUAUGAUCAAAUCGGAUGCGGAGCAGAAGGGCGGAAAGAGCUACCACGAUGCUAUGGAUAGCGGUGCAUGA
Messenger RNA from Phyllotreta striolata, 462 nucleotides. The record is from the annotation of a GenBank genome assembly. Lineage: Eukaryota; Metazoa; Arthropoda; Insecta; Coleoptera; Chrysomelidae.